CAGCGUUACGCACGUUUGAUAAUUUAAGGCGGUUCCCAUAAAGCGAGCGUCCGAUAAUGGGUGCACUGGCAGGGUCAUAUCCUGACGCGUGGAUUUACAGACUUCAGGAGCUAAAUUACCGAGGCUACACUUGUCUCCGUCCCCCAUGUGUGCACAGUUAACCAAACCAAACGCCCCCGAGGUAGCCUCGAACAGUAGCCGGCUCCUCGGUGGCUGCUGGUUAACUCCAACCUGCUUGAGCUAAAGGCUAAAGCUACACAGGUGCCAUAUGGCUGAGCUGUCAGCAUUGAUUAGUGUGAAAUGUUCCAGUGUGGAUUAACCAGCGUCUGCUGCCACAAGCGCAAACUGUCAAAACAUUGUAGUAGCGUUUAGUUUCAAGAGCCUGUGGUCGGAGCUGGACAUACAGAAGCAGACGUGAAGGCACUGCCCCAUCAAUGGCCAACCCCACCCUUCAGCUUGAUGUGCUGUGAUAGAGAAGUGUGUGGACCAGAAACAUUGUAGCCAUGGAGGACACCCAGCCCAAGAUCAUUACCCCGGACCCGAGCCCCGCGCCCAGCCCGGCACCUAGUCCGUCACCGAGCCCGAUGCUUGAAAGGACUGCUUUGCCUGCUGCAAACCAUGUGGAGCACCUAAAUGUGAACCAGAUCCAGGUGGUGGUAAGACGAUGCUCCACUCCAAAUGUCACAGAGGAGACCACCUAUUUUAUUCCUCGAAACCCUGUGGUGGAUGCUGGCACCAACACGGACCCGCCUGUGGUGUGUUGCCCACUGCUCCGCCGAUUCUGUCCGUGUCCGCCGAGAGGCCUUUUGGCCUCUCUCGUUACUAAACUCCUUUUGGCAGCUGUGCUCUUUGGAGUGGUGUGGUCCAUCACGGAAGACGAAUGUCUUCCAGGGGGAAACCUGUUUGGCAUCACGAUCCUCUUCAUCUGUGCGCUGCUCGGUGGCAAACUGGUGGCUCUCAUCCGUCUGCCCAAACUUCCACCGUUCCCCCCGCUGCUCGGUAUGCUGCUGAUGGGGUUCCUGCUGAGAAACAUCCCAGUCAUAACGGAUGGGGUGUACAUCGACUACAGAUGGUCUGCGUCGCUGAGGAACAUCGCUCUGGCUGUCAUUCUGGCCAGAGCAGGUCUGGGUUUGGAUCCCACGGCUCUGAAGAAACUAAAAGCAGUAUGUAUACGUGUGGCAGCUGGGCCCUGCAUCAUAGAAACUUGCACAACAGCUCUGAUUUCUCACUUCCUCAUGGGCUUGCCCUGGGUGUGGGGCUUCAUCCUUGGCUUCGUGCUGGGCGCCGUGUCUCCAGCGGUGGUGGUCCCCUCCAUGCUGCUGCUGCAGAAGGACGGUUACGGCGUGGAGCAGGGCAUCCCCACCCUGCUGAUGGCCGCGGGCAGCUUCGACGACAUUCUCGCCAUCACGGGGUUCACCACGUGCUUGGGCAUGGCGUUCGCCACAGGCUCCACCUGGUACAACCUCCUGAGAGGUGUACUGGAGGUGGGUGGCGGGAUGGUUAUUGGGAUUCUCCUCGGCUUCAUCAUCCAGUACUUCCCUAGCGUCGACCAGAAACAUAUCGUGAUGAAGCGAUCCUUCCUGGUGCUGGGGAUGUCCGUCUUUGCCGUGUUCGGCAGCGGUGUCGCUGGGUUCCCCGGCUCCGGAGGCCUCUGCACCCUGGUGUUGGCAUUCCUGGCUGGUCUCGGCUGGGGAACAGACAAGGCACGCGUGGAAGAAGUGGUGGGAUGGGCGUGGGACAUCUUUCAGCCUCUGCUAUUUGGACUCAUAGGGGCCGAGAUACGAGUCUCCGAGUUGGAGGGACACACAGUUGGUUUGGGCAUAGCCUCUCUGCUCAUUGCCCUCACGGUUCGAAUCCUGUUCACCUUCGUCUGUGUGUUGUGCGCGGGCUUCAACAUGAGGGAGAAGGUGUUCAUCGCCCUAGCGUGGAUGCCCAAAGCCACAGUGCAGGCAGCUAUUGGCUCCACAGCUUUAGACAUGGCCAGAACAAAGGAGGACAAGCAGCUGCAGAAGUACGGCAUGGAUGUGCUGACCGUGGCUGUCCUGUCCAUCCUUCUCACGGCUCCUGUAGGAGCUCUUAUCAUAGGGCUCACUGGACCUCGCCUUCUCCAAAAACCAAAGAGCUCAGCCUGUGGUGAGCGGGUGAAACCCACUUUAUCAUCUUUUUUCUUGGGCACGGCAGCGGCGGGCGAAGACGACGAAGAAACUCCCAUCACCUACGAGAGCACGCUCUGACGCCGUGCGUCUUCGUCAAGCGAGCGAGGACAUUUUAAGAAGGUGCUCUCACACCUCUGACAUUUGAGCGACUCUCUUUGUCUCUCUGUCUGCCCGUCGGCUCCUGGUGCUCGCCAUGCUGCAGGAACACAUGAAAUCACUCUGUAUUUAUAGCCUCUUAGGGGUUUCCCAAACCAACGACCUCCACCUCAACGUCUGCACUGUCGAGCUGCGUGAACAUUAACACAUGCAGCGUUUUUUUUUGCUUUUGAUCCUAAAUGAAUGUUUGAUCAGAGAUAUCAGUGUGAGGUAUGAAUAUGGUUUCUAUUUUUGUAAAGGUGGAUAUCGUUUCUGCCCGUCAGAUUUACUAAAUCCACUGUUUGCCCAUUUUUUACGGCCACAUUUACAUAAAUGUAUCUAGACUUGAAAAGGUGGGAAAUCUGUACUUUCCUUUAGAGGACGGCACACACUGAUGUCUGUAGGUGUUCUGCAGUCAGUACGAUACUUUUUAUCGCUUUGUGUUUGUGUGUAUGUUUUAAUGAAAUGUGUAUUAGAGAAGGGUUUAUGUAGUCUACAGUGACUCAGGAGAUCAGAGCUUUCUAUCGAUUUAUAUCACGAUGCUGCUAAAACGACUACGCUCACUACGUCCGCUUCCAUUACCAUCGACGCUCGACAAUUAUCACGUCCAAAACAUCUACGUAAACCCACCUUUUUAAAAGUUUUAUUGUAAAGUAGGUUUUUCACGUUUGUUACAUAUUUGAUUUUUUUUCUUUUUCUAUUACAAAAGUAUGCAGUGUAACUUAAGAACGUUUUAAUUUGUCUGAGUUUAUUUAAAUUCAAAAAGUCCUUGUGUAUUAUUAGUAAUUUAUGAAAGAUUUACAUGAUUGAACAUUAGUUUUUUACUGAAUAUUCUUUGAGCAAUAAAUGAUAGAACAUACCAAGAAUUGUUCUCUGUCUCUCUGGUGGAAUUAUUACACGACGAAAGCCUGAACACAGUUUGUACAAUUUGACUUAAUUUAUGUUUUAUAAUAUCUUUAAUUCAGGUCACUGUAUUGUCAACUCUAGUGUUUUGGUCCAUUGAAUGUUCUGUCACAGGCAUAGAACCCUCAGCAGACCUGAGUUUUCACUUAUCUAGUGAAGUCUGGAUGGACUGGCACAGUUUUGUAGCCCUUCAUGGCUCUCGGAGGACGUAUCCUGCUGACCUGUGCUGUCUGACUUUUAAUCUAGAGCCAUCAUUAGGUCAAACAUUUUAUCUGUCUAUAACCAAAUAUGUGAAAAACUUCUAUCAAUCCUAUUUGCCUCAGCUGUAUACUGUGCUAAUACACCGUGUUUUGGGGCCAUACUGACGGAAGUGCCUAAAACAAUGCACUAUUGUAGAAAUAUGAAUCUUAAUUCAAGUUUUACGUGACUCAAGCUGACAUGAAGUGUUUCCCAAUCAUAGCGGCGAAAGAAGGGAAUGAAGCACAGUCAUUCAUAAAAAUACAGAUCUGACAAUAAAGGUCAUUUAUGUAAAAAAUAUUGCUGAUGAAUUUAAAAGGAAAAAAAAAAAAAAAACUCCAGCUGGAAAUCAACUAUAUACAGCUAUUAUGACAAUACAGAGGCAAGACAAAUGAACGGUACAGAGCAAAAUGCAGAAGUUAAGUUCAGAAACCUCAACAGAGCCGUGAGGUGGAUAGAUUCAGUGGUGCAGCGGUUUGAAAUGUUUGCAGGUGACGGUCAAACUCAAAUGUUUAAAGGCUAUGAACAAAACUCAUCUGAAGAAGAACGAGUGGCCUCCCAUACACACAAUAACUUAGAAAGGGAAUAUUUCUCAACCUCAAAAGUGCGGACAUGGUAAUAUGUGACACGCUGACACAAGGCUGGCUGUUAAAUAAUACCAAAGAAUUGACCAAGAUGAAGACAUGCACAUGUACAGAAUGUUGAUACAGGUCGGACUAGUAAAACAGGGAAAAAAAAAAACAUACAUUGUUAAAUCAUAAAGUCACUGCAAUUGUUUCAAGUUUUCCCCUCAGAAAGUGGUCCCGAUGGCAAAGUGUGGAUUUGGAAAAAGACGGAGACUAAAGUUUUACAGUCGUAUAAAAAGGGGAUGCUUCUUUUAACCGACAAAAGUGAACAGUGAAGAAUGUGCCAUAAAAAAAA
Larimichthys crocea (large yellow croaker) is the source of this 4352-nucleotide messenger RNA. RefSeq names its product sodium/hydrogen exchanger 9B2. Bases 504 to 2234 code for a protein of 576 amino acids. The record is from RefSeq and is a predicted model, not a curated record. NCBI's taxonomy places the organism in Eukaryota, Metazoa, Chordata, Actinopteri, Sciaenidae. Gene Ontology annotation, biological process: proton transmembrane transport. The transcript has 13 exons. Gene Ontology annotation, cellular component: membrane. Gene Ontology annotation, molecular function: antiporter activity.